Molecule: messenger RNA, 1710 nt
Organism: Paramecium tetraurelia
Lineage: Eukaryota; Ciliophora; Oligohymenophorea; Peniculida; Parameciidae
Exons: 9
Biological process (GO): microtubule cytoskeleton organization; protein polyglutamylation
Cellular component (GO): cilium
Molecular function (GO): tubulin-glutamic acid ligase activity; tubulin binding
Source: RefSeq, a predicted model, not a curated record
AUGCUAAUCAUUAGUAUUAGAUUAUAAUAAGAUUAUAGCUCAAACCUAAAAUUUAAAACAUCUUUCAGAAAUUGCAUUUUGGAAGCCUUUAAAAGAAGAUUAUGGAAGGAGACAGAGGGGGAUGAUUGGGAUAUCAUGUGGGCAGAGAAGGAAUGGAUUCACGAAGUGUUGGAUCAUACUCAUCUAUAAUCCAAUUAAAAAAUCAAUCAUUUCAGAAAUCAUUACGAAUUAACAAGGAAGGAUCUCAUGAUCAAGAAUUUUAAAAGGUAUAAGAAAAAUUUAGAAAGAGAAGGAAAAUCAGAAGAAGCAAAUAAUUAUAAUUUCUUCCCUCUAACUUUCCACUUGCCUAGUGAAUAUCCAAUAUUUUUUGAGGAAUUCAAAAGGUAAUCCGCCAAUAGUGAUACCAAAACAGCUUGGAUCAUGAAACCUAUCGGCAAAUCGCAAGGUAAAGGUAUAUUCAUCUUCAACAAAAUUUAAUAAAUAUCUCAAUGGAAGAACACUCUAAGAUAUAAUUAAGAUAAUCCAUAAGCAGAAGCCUAUAUAGUGUAAAAAUACAUAGCAGACCCAUUACUUAUUGGCGGCAAGAAAUUCGACAUGAGAAUCUAUUUAUUAUGCACUUCCUAUUAACCCUUAACAUUAUAUUUAUAUAGGACUGGAUUUGCAAGAUUUACACAUCAUCGUUAUGAUAGCGAAGACAUUUCAAAUACAUAUGUUCAUUUAACCAAUGUGGCCAUUCAAAAAACAUCUGAUAAUUAUGACGAAAAACUUGGUGGUAAGUGGAAUUUAUAAACACUUAAACUCUAUUUAAUGACAAAAUAUGGCUAAGAAAAGGUUGCUGAAACUUUUUAUAAUAUUUAAAUGCUUAUGAUUAGAUCACUCUAAGCAGUUCAAAAGAUUAUUAUUAAUGAUAAACACUGUUUUGAAUUAUAUGGAUUUGAUAUUUUACUCGAUGCUCAACUAAAACCAUGGCUAUUAGAAGUAAAUGCAAGUCCUUCAAUGACUUCCAAUACUCCUGUAGAUUUUGAAUUAAAGUGUGGCUUAUUGGAUGAUGUAUUUACAAUAAUUGAUUUGGAGAAGGUUUUGACAGGUAAUGAAGAAUAAAUUGGAGGGUUUGAUUUGAUUUGCAAAGGCAAUCCAAUUAAAUUACCUAUUAAUAGCACUUUUACCACUUAUCUAGGUGCUUUUAAUAACAGACAAUAAUAAUUAAAAAAGAUUGCCAAAUCUACUGCAAUCAGAUUGGCUUAAACAUACUCAGAAGGUCAAAUGAAAGCAAUUGAAGUUGGAUCUAAAGGAUAAAAAGAAAAAGAAGAGAAAGAUAAGUAAAUGAGAAGUUCAUCCAAAGGACCUUAAGCUAUGCAAAACGGAAGCAAUGUUAAUAAUAAAUCUAAUAAUUUAACUAAGUAGAACACAAUUAUGAAAAGAAACACUACAAAUUUACCUGCUUUAGGUACUAUGCAAAAUAAAAGUAAUGUUAAAAGAUAACCAUUAUAAAAUGCUGGAUAGUAAUAAUAAAUUUAGCAAUCAUAAUCAAAUUCAAGCAAAAAAAAUAACCCCAACGAAGACUCAAUGCUAAGUGCUAAUCAGAAGCUGUAGAAAUUAACUUAGGAAAGUAAAAUAAAUUAGUUUUAACCUUAUAAAUAACAAUCAUAAUAUAACGAAGUUAUGGGUAUGGGUGGGGGUUCGAGAAAUCUUUAAAAAAACGAAGAAUGA